AUGUCAGGAAAAGUUUCGUCAACUUGGCUAAUUACUGGCGCCUCAUCAGGCAUUGGAAAGGCCCUUGCAUUGGAGGCUCUGAGUACUGGAUGUAAAGUUAUCGGAACAACUCGCGACGUUGGCAGAGCCGAGACUUCUUUUCCUGAGUUUUCUGUGAAAGGCGGCAUUUGGAAGGAGUUGGAUCCUGGCCACAACGACUCGUUCGCACAGUUCUCCAGCUGCUGUCGAGAGUAUGGUGUGGAUGUGUUGGUAAACAACGCUGCGUACGCCUUUAUUGGAGGCGUCGAAGAUACAAGCGAGAGCGAGGUACGAGAGCAAAUGGAAGUCAAUUUCUACGGACCAAUCCGUGCUCUCAAGGCAUGCCUGCCAACAAUGAGAGCCAAGAAAUCUGGAAACAUCGUUCUCAUCAGCAGUGCGGCUGGGUUCAUUUCACGUCCCGCCAGAGGAACGUACUCGGCCAGCAAAUUUGCCAUUGAAGCCAUUCACGAAUCUCUCGCCCAAGAAGUCCAGAGCUUUGGCAUCAAAGUCCUUAUCGUGGAGCCAGGUGCAUUUCGCACACCAUUCUCGAGCAGAAUUAUCACGCCUGCCCAGUACGCGUCGAAAGGGGGGUUAAGUGACGUAUACAAGGGAACUGUGGUCGACCAAAUGCUUUCUGGAACUCGGGAUAUGAUGUCAAUCCCCGACUUUGUCAAAGGUGACCCUGAUAAAGCAGCCAGUGCAAUUGUAAACGCCGUCAGAAACGGACAUGAGUAUCUGCGCAUGCCGCUUGGUCCGGAUAGUGUUCGUGCAUUAGAAUCCAAACUUGGCAGUUUGAAAGAGGAUUUAGAGGCUACUAGGUCGAUUGCUAACUCGACAGAUGUUAACUAA
Molecule: messenger RNA, 867 nt
Organism: Pochonia chlamydosporia 170
Lineage: Eukaryota; Fungi; Ascomycota; Sordariomycetes; Hypocreales; Clavicipitaceae
Product: short chain oxidoreductase protein
Exons: 3
Coding region: 1-867 (288 amino acids)
Molecular function (GO): oxidoreductase activity
Source: RefSeq, a predicted model, not a curated record